Molecule: messenger RNA, 1440 nt
Organism: Gastrolobium bilobum
Lineage: Eukaryota; Viridiplantae; Streptophyta; Magnoliopsida; Fabales; Fabaceae
Product: cyclin-A2-4-like
Exons: 11
Coding region: 1-1440 (479 amino acids)
Biological process (GO): mitotic cell cycle phase transition; regulation of cyclin-dependent protein serine/threonine kinase activity
Cellular component (GO): cyclin-dependent protein kinase holoenzyme complex; cytoplasm; nucleus
Molecular function (GO): cyclin-dependent protein serine/threonine kinase regulator activity
Source: RefSeq, a predicted model, not a curated record
AUGAAGAAAGAAAACAAUGUCACGUUGAAAGCUGGGGAGCUUCCUGGUCGAUUGACUCGUGCUCGAGCUGCUGCUUUUCGUGCAUCUGGAAAGCUUUCCCCUUUGAAGGAGUCAACACAGAGAAAUCGGAAGCAACCACCAAAAAGAGCAGUUUCUGAUAAUACAUCUCUUCAAAGUAAAAAGAGGGUUGUUCUUAAGGAUGUUACUAAUGUUUGCAGUGAAAAUGCACAAAAGGGCAAUUUCAAUUCAACUAAAAUUCAGGCUAAGAAAAGAAAGCUGGCUAAGGCUGGUCAAAUUAAUGUUUCCAAAGUGGCUUCUUCUGUUGCUGUGGAUCUACCAAAACUUCAAGUUGAAUCCAAAGCAAAGAGUUUAAAGGAAACAGAAUUAAAAUCAGAAGAUGCUAUGUACUCAAUUAACUUGGAAAACAAUGCACUUCUGCGGCUGGGUGCCAAUGAGUGUAGCAAGGAUGGUAGUCUUCCUGAAAGUCUGACGUUUGGAAUAUCUACUCAUGCUUUGAUUUCUCAGAAGAAAGGUAUGCAAACUGUUGCAGCCAAGAAAGGUAACCUUUCUGAAUUUUUGAGUGGAUUGAAAGACCCAAACAUCAUUAAUAUAGAUGAUGAUCUUGAAGAUCCUCAAUUUUGCAAGCUCUAUGCUGCUGAUAUCUAUGGAAACUUGCGUGUUGCUGAGCUAGCAAGAAGGCCGUAUGCUAAUUUUAUGGAAAAGGUGCAGCGAGAUAUCACUCAAAGCAUGCGUGGAAUACUGGUUGAUUGGCUAGUUGAGGUUUCUGAGGAAUACAAAUUGGUACCAGACACUCUUUAUCUCACUGUAUAUCUCAUUGAUUGGUUUCUCUCCAAAAAUUACAUUGAAAGACAAAAACUUCAGCUACUUGGCAUCACCUGCAUGCUAAUUGCCUCGAAGUACGAAGAAAUCAAUGCCCCUCGUAUUGAAGAUUUCUGCUUCAUCACAGACAAUACAUACACGAAAGUGGAGGUACUAAAAAUGGAGAGUCAAGUGUUAAAGUCGUCUGAAUAUCAACUGUUUGCUCCUACUACACAAACUUUCCUCAGGAGGUUUCUUCGAGCAGCACAAGCUUCAUACCAGGGUCCAAGACUUGAAUUGGAGUACCUGGCCAAUUAUCUAGCUGAACUAACACUAAUGGACUAUGGUUUCUUGAAAUUCUUACCCUCAAUAAUUGCUGCAUCAGCUGUAUUUCUUGCUAGAUGGACACUAGAUCAGUCAAACCACCCAUGGAAUCAAACUCUUCAACACUAUGCCUUUUACAAAGCAUCAGAUUUGAAAACCACAGUUCUUGCAUUGCAAGACCUACAUCUGAAUUUCAAUGGAUGCCCUCUAACUUCCAUCCGCACCAAGUACAGACAAGACAAGUUUAAAUGUGUAGCGGCUUUGUCUUCACCAAAACUGCUUGAAACUCUGUUCUGA